AUGCCUACCAACUUGAAGUACUCGAGCAUCACCGCCUCAGCUGUCUCACCUACGGCUCCGAUUGCACGUCAAGUGCGGUGGUACGAUCGGAGCGGGAGUGCCACUUUCAUCGCCCCCGAUCCCUCCGAGGCGGCGGCUCAUGCAGAUGGCCGAACAGACAGCUUGAUGGAGUUUGUUGCGUCCACCUUUCAGCUUUCGGCUUCCAUCCAGCCUCUUUUCCAGCUGAGUUCUGGGGCGGCACGGAGUAUGUACGUGAAUCCAGUCGACUCGUGCUUUGGUGGGUAUGAUUUGCUUGUUGCUAGGACGGGGGUUCUACUUGUAAUACUUUAUAUAAACAAGAGUGUGUGGAUGAGUGAUGAGGCAUCGACGCCUCCUAUAUCUGAUGUGAAGAGCUUGUUCCAUGCUGUUCUACGUCCCUCUUAUGUGUUUGGCGGACAUAUGCAUCGAUGUCUUCAUAUACCAGAGGUGGUUGUCAACUGA
Trichoderma citrinoviride is the source of this 480-nucleotide messenger RNA. RefSeq lists its product as hypothetical. The coding region runs from base 1 to 480 and encodes 159 amino acids. The record is from RefSeq and is a predicted model, not a curated record. Lineage: Eukaryota; Fungi; Ascomycota; Sordariomycetes; Hypocreales; Hypocreaceae. The transcript has 8 exons.